AUGAAAAAGACAUCAAGCCGGAGGAGGACCCCAUGGCUAGUGUGGGUGUGUAAUCUGUACUGUUGGAUAAAGCAGUUUGCAACAAUGGAUGACAAUGUCAAAGAAGAAAGAGAGAGAGAGGAGAAGGAGCAGCUGCGCCGUAUCAAGAGGAACGAGGAGAGGGAGAAGAGUGCCCCUAUCAUGUCGGAGAGCAAGCGCAAGAAGAAGGAGGCUCAACUUCUCCAAUCUAAGAUGAAGUGCGGAGCGUGUGGUCAGACAGGCCACAUGCGCACCAACAAGGAGUGCCCCAAGUUCAGCCUGGGCGGGGGGGCUAGUGACAGAGGCGCCGGUGAAGGACCACGGCUGGUGGAUGUGGUCGGCACCAAACUGAAACUGAGCAAGAGUCUCCUGGAACAUGCGGAACAGAUCAAGAGGAAGUCUCUGGUGCUGAAGUUCCCCAAACAGGCCAUGGAAAACAAGAAAAGGAAGAAAGCAGGCUCUACUAUACACUGUGAUUAUCUGAAGAAACCACGUCAGUCAUCCAAUCGUCGAAGGACUGACCCUGUUGUUACCAUGUCUACCAUCUUUGAACAAGUGCUCAACGAAAUGAGGGACAUGCCCAAUACUCACCCGUUCCUGUAUCCAGUGAAUGCCAAGAUUGUUCCAGACUACUUCACAAUUGUCAAGGAACCCAUGGAUCUCCAGACAAUACGAGAGCACAUCCGGGCCAAGAAGUACCAGAAUAGAGAAGAUUUUCUACUGGAUGUAAACCUUAUACUGAAGAACAGCACACUGUAUAACGGUCCCAAGAGUGUCAUCACUAUAUCUGCCCAGACCAUGUUAGACCACUGUCUACGCAGACUGGCAGAGAAAGAGGACAAGCUGAUGCGUCUGGAGAAGGCCAUCAACCCUCUGCUGGAUGACAACGACCAGGUGGCCCUCUCCUUUAUCCUGGAGACCAUCCUCAACCAGAUCAAGGCCGUAGAAAAUACGUGGCCGUUCCUGAACCCAGUGAACAAGAAGUUCAUCAAGGAUUACUAUGACGUCAUUGAGCAGCCCAUGGACAUGUCCUCCAUACUCAAGAGAAUCCAGACCCACAAGUACCACAGCAGAGAGACGUUUGUGGCUGACGUACAGCUGAUCUUUGACAACAGUGUGCGCUACAACGGCAAAGACCACAGCUACACUCUCACUGCCAGCAAGAUGUUAGAAGUCUGUCGUACUGCUGUUCAGGAGCAUGAUGAGACACUGAGUCAGUUGGAGCGUGACAUCCAGGCAGCCAGGGAGGCUGCACUUGAGGCUGCUGAGUCUGAGAGUGCCUUCACUGGUACCUCAAUCACACAUGAGGAGUACACACAGGGUCUGGAUGGUGAGUCUGGUGAUGGGUACAGCAUGGGCAAGGAGAACGUGACCAUCAAGGAGGACUCUGAGGUGGACGAAACCAACAACUCCACAGCACAGUUUUUCCAGUCAGUGAACAUGUCUGACUCAGACUUUGUGGAUGUGGAGGGAGAUGAGGACUCGUUCAGUCGCAAGUCAAAGGGGCGGGGCAGACCGAGCACUGCCAAGGAGGGGCGGGGCAGUGUGGACAACUCUGGGGACCAUGACGAUAUCCUGGGCAAUGUCAGUGAUGACUCUGAUGAAGAGGAGGGGAAGGAAGAGCAGAUGUAUGAUGAAUCAUCUCAGUACUAUUCUGAAGAACCAAGCCAGCAAUACCAGGUACAGCCACCUCAAGUAGACGAUGAGAACAGCUUUGACCCGUCUGAUUUCUUCCGGCACAGUGCCUUGGCCGAGCAGGCAGCCGCACAGGACGAUGUGGAGGAGGAGGAGGGAGGGGUGGACAACGACCUUAAUGAUGACCUCCAGGUGUCUGAUUCUGACAAUGAAAUGCUGGAUGAGGAAGACGAUGGGCAGGCUGGGGGCUCCAAUGAUGGCUUUGAUAUUGAAGAGUUCCUGUGAACUUGUGGCAGCAGGUAGCAUCAUGGAGCAUCAUGUAUUGAUCCCGGUCAUUCUGGGAUUGAGCUGGUAUCACAGCUUGGUGCAUGACAAGGGCACUGACUUGUCUCUGAUGGGAUUUCUCAGAACAGUGUACUCUGUAGAGAACAAGAAGUUGUAGUGAACAAAAAGUAACUUGCAAGAUGUGGAAUUACCAUUGUCAGUGUACUCUGUGGUGAACAACAAGUAACUUGUCAAUUGUUUGACAUCGGUAGACAAUGUUCCCACAGGGAAUUACAAGUAAUUUGACUGGUGUGAGAUCGCCAUAGGCAUUUAAGUCUUCAUGGCUCAUGUCUGUGUACUAACAAAGCUAACGUACUUGACAGAGAUGUAAAGCACACCAAUACGUAGCUUGAAUACACCAUUUGACAAUACAAAUGGUUUUAUUUCAAGAAUGAAUGACUAAAUUUGUAAGCUGAUUUGGUAUACUAAUAUGCUAUAUGACUGUUUAGCAGACAAAUUGUUGUGGUCAUCACAAGUAAAUAUUGAUAAUACUUGCAUUUAGUUAUAUUUGUAUAAUAUGCAUCACGUUAAUCAGUGUUACAAUUUGGAUCUCAGUGAACAUAGUUGUCAAUUAGUUUGAUAGUUUGAUCAUGUUCAAUAAGUAUGUCAGAUGGUCAUUUACUUAAUGUGCUUAAAAAAUACACUGUUACUGCAGUAUUUUUUAUUUGAGAAAUGAAAUUUCAUUUGAUAUAAACUUAACUGCAAAAUUGUUAAAUAUACAUUAUUAUGUUUGAAUCUUCAUUUUAUUUAUAAGACUGUAUAGUUUUGUAAAUUUUGUUUGUUGUAUGAAAUAAGAAAUACAAAAAAAAUGUCAACUCGC
This is a messenger RNA of Dreissena polymorpha, 2797 nucleotides long. RefSeq names its product transcription initiation factor TFIID subunit 1-like. Gene Ontology annotation, cellular component: transcription factor TFIID complex. The coding region runs from base 1 to 1938 and encodes 645 amino acids. The transcript has 19 exons. Gene Ontology annotation, biological process: transcription by RNA polymerase II; RNA polymerase II preinitiation complex assembly. Gene Ontology annotation, molecular function: TBP-class protein binding; histone acetyltransferase activity; RNA polymerase II general transcription initiation factor binding. The record is from RefSeq and is a predicted model, not a curated record. NCBI's taxonomy places the organism in Eukaryota, Metazoa, Mollusca, Bivalvia, Myida, Dreissenidae.